CCCCCCAAACCCCCCCACCAUCAGGACACCCAACCUCCCACCCGUGGGUCCCUGAGCCCCCAACAUGGCGGCGUCCUCUCACCGUACAGCUCGACCCCCCGGACGCCGCCAUGAUGGUGGACUCUGAACUCGGCGGAGCUGCGCAACACCGGAGCUGUCCAAACAGGAAAAUGGCGACUAAUAGCGGCGCGUUGUUUAUACGUCACUUCCUGUAUACCGGUCGCCAUGGAAACAGACGCACUUGAGGCCUAGUGGAGCGCUUGAGGCCUUGAUGCAACGGGAGGCCGUGGCCUCAGCGUGACGCAACCAGCCUUAAAGAAGAGCACCACCCCAUUGAAGCCGCCAUGAAGCCCACGGAGCCUCAAAGCGACCCUUCCAAACAACCCCCCUCCCGUGAAGCCACCCCACGACCACCACCGGUACAACCACCCCACGGCCUACCAGGCUCUAUUCAGGGCCUACCGGGCUCUAUUCGGGGCCUACCGGGCUCUAUUCAGGGCCUACCGGGCUCCUGUUGGGGCCUACCGGGCUCCUGUCGGGGCCUACCGGGCUCUAUUCAGGGCCUACCAGGCUCUAUUCGGGGCCUACCGGGCUCCUUUAGGCCCGGAGCCGCCUCUCGGUUGCCGCCGCUGCUCGGUGUUCUCAGCCGCCGCCCUGAGGACGAUGUGAGGCUCCGUCUCCUCCGGACGCUGGUUGUUGAGACCCCCGAGGAACCGCCCCAGGAGCCGCCCGGAGCCACGACGGGUGUCCAGGUCCAGUUGUUGUGGAGCCCAGAGGUGGUGAUGGAGGACGGGGUGAAGUUGGAGAUGAGGGGAGCCGUCAGGUCGGCCGCCGUGAUGGAGAUGUUGGGGGUGAGACGGCCAUUGCACGGGGACGCUGAGACACAAGCAUUGUGCAUUGACACUAAGACACAACCAUUGCACGGGGACACAAUGGGCACCAACACUGUGACACAACCAUUGCACACUCAGACUGAGACACAACCAUUGUACAAUGAGACCGAGACCCAGCCAUUGCACAUUGACACUGAGACACAACCAUUGUGCACUGACACUAAGACUCAACCAUUGCACACCAAGACUGAGACCCAGCCAUUGCACGGGGACAUAAAGGGCACCAAUAUUGAGACCCAGCCAUUGCACACCGAGACUGAGACACAACCAUUGCACACCAAGAUGGAGACACAACCAUUGCACACUGAGACAGAGACACAGUCCUCCAGCAUCCCGCCAUGCUCCGUCGAAGCCCUCAUUGAUCUCUAUGAUCAGCUGGGCCCGACGCUGCCCUCACAACGGCUGCUCUUCCAUGAGGAUCCACGGGUAGAACCAGCCCCCACCGACCCCCUUGUGCUCAAUGUCAGCUCCAACCGGGGGUCUCCAAGCAGCCCCAUGACCUCCCUCCAACCCCCAUCCCGGGGGGCUCCAACCAGCCCCAAACGACAGCCUGGACCCUCGUCCAUCCUCCAGGACUACCAGCAGUUCCUCAUCUCCACCAGCUCCGACUUCCUCCACUCCAUCUUCAACCUCCCUCAUAGUGAGGAAGAGGAGCCCGAUGAGGAGCCAUGGGAGCCAAUAGAACCGCCUCCAUCACCGCCUGCAGCUCCAACACCCCAACCUGAGGAGCUCCAACGCCGCCUCAGUCGCCUUUGGGCCGCCCUACAGGUCCCUGUAGGCCAACAGUUGGCCAUGGCCGUCAAAUACGGCCCCGCAUCCAACCAACGUCAGCUCGUGGCUGCUUUGGAGCUGUGGGAUGAAGCUGCUGAUCUGAUCGAGCAACGGGAGCAGCUGUUGGCUCUGCUGGAAGGGAUGGAGCUGCACAACUCCGACCCCAAUCGCUUCUUCAGGAGCCAAGGUCAACGUGGGUCCCCAAACUCCAACCCCAUUGGGUUCCAAGGCCGCUAUGGGCUCCCAUCAUGGGUUGGUGAGAUACGGCGACAGCUGCACGCGGAGCUCAGGAGGUACGAAGGGAAACUGAUGGCCGUGAUGAAGAAGCUGAAGGAGGAAUAUGGCGACGAGGUGACCCUAAAGGGCCGGAGCUACGAGGAGAAGAUGAGGAGGGACCGGGGGGAGAUGCUCUACAGGCUGCAGCAGGGCAGGAGAGCCGCCGCCAUGGGGGGCAUCAUGCAGACAAAGGGGGGAGGGUUGUGAUGUGGAGCUUGGCAGCCCCAUGGCUUCAUUUGGGGUCUGGUUUUGGGUUUAUUUCGCAUCGUUUUGGGCCUGUUUAUUUAAGGUUUGGUUUUGGGUUCAUUUUUAGGCCCGUGAUGUGUCAACUCUGUGUGUUGAGGAUGAAGGGAGAAGUGGGUUGGGGAUGGGAUGGAAGGGUUCAUUGGUUCCUAUAAACGGAAGGGAUGGAUUUGGGGUCAUCAAUGAAGGUUCAUUGGUCCCUAUAAAUGGAAGAGAUGGAUUUGGGGUCUUGGAUGGAUGUUCAUUAGUUCCUAUAAAUAGAAGGGAUGGAUUUGGGGUCAUGGA
This is a messenger RNA of Coturnix japonica (Japanese quail), 2468 nucleotides long. RefSeq names its product coiled-coil domain containing 87 (gene CCDC87). NCBI's taxonomy places the organism in Eukaryota, Metazoa, Chordata, Aves, Galliformes, Phasianidae. Gene Ontology annotation, molecular function: RNA binding; translation initiation factor activity. The record is from RefSeq and is a predicted model, not a curated record. Gene Ontology annotation, biological process: translational initiation.